UGGAAGGGCGGGGAAGUAGGUACAGCAGCCUCCACGCAUGUCCGGUGCGUGCGCAGAGAGGGCUGCUGGCACAAGCAGUCAUGGCGGCUCAGUGCGUGAGGCUGGCGCGACGCAGUCUCCCGGCUUUGGCGUUGUCUCUCAGGCCCACUCCCCGGUUGCUGUGCACUGCUACAAAACAAAAGAACAAUGGCCAGAACUUGGAAGAGGACGCGGGUCAAAGUGAACAGAAGACAGAUCCUGCCUCUGCAGAGAAAAGCCUCCUCGAAGAGAAGGUCAAGUUAGAAGAACAGCUAAAAGAGACCAUGGAAAAAUAUAAACGAGCUUUGGCAGAUACUGAGAACUUGAGGCAGAGAAGCCAAAAAUUGGUGGAGGAGGCAAAAUUAUACGGCAUUCAGAGUUUCUGCAAGGACUUGUUGGAGGUCGCAGACAUAUUGGAGAAGGCAACACAGUGUGUUCCACAAGAAGAAAUUAAAGAUGACAACCCUCACCUGAAGAACCUCUAUGAGGGGCUCGUAAUGACUGAAGUCCAGAUCCAGAAGGUGUUCACGAAGCACGGCUUACUCAAGUUGAACCCAGUUGGAGCCAAGUUCGACCCUUAUGAACAUGAGGCCUUGUUCCACACACCAGUUGAGGGCAAAGAGCCAGGCACAGUGGCACUAGUUAACAAAGUGGGGUAUAAGCUGCAUGGGCGUACCCUGCGGCCUGCCCUGGUGGGGGUGGUGAAGGAAGCCUAGCUGCCUGUUCCAGGGGUUUGGAUUUUGUAAAUCACUUGCUGUCACUGGAAAGGCUGGUUCAUCUUUUCUCAUCUAUGAAUAUGUUUGACCUUUUCCCAAACCUUUCUGGAAAGUUUCACCAGUGGCUAAACAGAAAAGCCAGUUGCGCAAUUGUGUCAAUGAACUCUUAAUUCAGGAGUCUGUUCACUGAUUUUUUUAGUAUCACGUAUUUAAUAGUUGCACACCAUUACAGAGGAGGGCUGAUGACACUACGGGACCGCUAGAGUAUCAUGAAUAAUGUAUCUGCCCAAACUCUGGUGACAUCAAAGCAUUUUAAACAAAUAAAGGUCUUCGGGAAUUCCACUGUGUGGCUACGUGGGUUCGCCAGUCUGCACUGCAUCUUCUACAACUUAGGGUAACAAGUUACUGGCGUACGUAGCCUGCUACACAGCACAUUCAUUGAGGGAAAGGCAAGAGCUGAAACAUUUUUCUUGCAAAAAGUCAUUAUGAUGAAGAACAUAUGUGAGUCAUAGUGCUGAAGACAACUGACCUCUGGCUUUUCUGUAGCAACCUGAAAUGAACAUACGUGUUUUAACAAUUCUUGGCACUCUUCCCAGUAACUGAGUUUGACAGAAUCUGUUCCUUCUUCCCUGUUCUAUUCAUCUAGGUAUAGAAACACUGAAAUCUAUAUUCAGCUAGUUACUAACGACUUCCGAGGUACCUAGUGAGAUGGACUUUCUCAAAAUAUGAAGACUGUACGCUUGGUAUACUUUAAAUGUUAAUGUUUAAUCUUUAAAUUUUAUUUAAGAGGAUUAAAGACCUAAUGUUUAUUUUCCUA
Messenger RNA from Tupaia belangeri chinensis (Chinese tree shrew), 1551 nucleotides. RefSeq names its product GrpE like 1, mitochondrial (gene GRPEL1). Gene Ontology annotation, cellular component: PAM complex, Tim23 associated import motor. NCBI's taxonomy places the organism in Eukaryota, Metazoa, Chordata, Mammalia, Scandentia, Tupaiidae. The transcript has 4 exons. Gene Ontology annotation, molecular function: adenyl-nucleotide exchange factor activity; protein-folding chaperone binding; protein homodimerization activity. The record is from RefSeq and is a predicted model, not a curated record. Bases 81 to 734 code for a protein of 217 amino acids. Gene Ontology annotation, biological process: protein folding; protein import into mitochondrial matrix.